CUUCGAAGGGCUUUUGAGUGCAUGUGGCGCGAUAUGACAAAACCGAGCGGAGAGUAGUUUGACAGCCGGACAGCCGCCGGGGAGAUAUAAUCACCGUGUGCGUCUCCGUCUCACCGAGCAACAUGUUCUCUACACAGCAGAGUUGUUGGUUUAUCCGCAAGGUGAUUUGCUGGAGAGCCGCGGCCAGCAUUGCGUGGGCUGUCCUGUUGCUGCCGCCCGUCACAGCAGUGUUCGUCAUCCUCAGCAGGUUCAGUCUUCUCCACCCCAUCCACACGAUAUCAGAAUGCUUCUCCCUGCUAACGAGUGCCGGUGCCAUCUUCUCCCUCAUCCUGCUGUGUGGGGUGAUCCUCAUGGUGGGCUUCCUCAACCUGGAGUAUUAUACGGUCAUCCCAACUAUCGCAUGCUCGAAAAUCGCCCUGUUGGGUCAACUGCUUCACCCUCGUCAGUUUGUCAACUCCUCGGCGCACUGUAUCAUGGGAAUAAUUGUGGCUUGGUGUUGUGCCGUCACCAUCGGAGGCAGAUACGAGACAAUUGGCUACCCGUGCACACACAGUGAUGGUUCCACUCACAUGUGUCUGAAUGAGUAUCACCUUAUCCUCCUGCUGGCUGGAGCCUUUGUCGGAUUUUCUCACAGUCUGCUGGGUGUUAUCCACAACAUGAACUUUGUCUCCUUCCACACUGUUCAGCAAUACAAAUACCUUCGCUUCAAGGGUUCACUACCUCUAGUGGUGAAAUGCAGCGCCACUCAAGCACUUUACUCUGUCAGGAACUAUGUUGUUGUGUAUUUCUUUUUGGGAUACAUUCCAAAGGCAUGGAUCUGUAAAACACUGAAUCUUCAUUUGAACAGCUCCAUCCACCCUCUUGACAGCAUCGCUGGACUGCUGGACCUCUCCCUGCUCUACCACCUGUGGAUCAGUGCUACCUUCCUCCUCUUUACAUGGUACAUCACACUGCUGCUCUUUAGGAUCUUUGUCACUGAGGUGUACAAUUUUCCGGUGCAGUCAUCUUUCACAGAAGAAGCCCACCAGUGUCUUCCCAAAGUUCUGACAGACAAGGAGCCAAUGAUAUUAAAGUUCCUAGCUCUGCAGGACUUGGCUCUACUGUCUCAACACUCCCCAUCACGGCGCUGUGAGGUCUUUAGUCUGAGUCAGCCAGGUGGCCAUCCUCAUAACUGGAACGCCAUCAGUAGGGAGUGUUUGUCUCUGCUGGCUGAUUUGACCCAGAGACUUGUCGCCUAUCAUGACACUGUAGCAACCAAUGGCAGAGCCAAGUCACUAUCUACUGGGAGUGAAAGGAAGACUUCAUCUGAGACAUCAGUAACUUCAGGCACAGAAGACCUGAUGUCCCCGAGGCCCACUCUGAUGAUGAAAACUCCAGCUUCGGUCUUUGCCCGCUCCAUAGUCGGCGGCCCGCAGAGCCCCCUGACGGCGCCGUUCACUCCCGACUUGGACAGCCCCUUCGCUUCUCCGUCCCUGCGGCGCCUCACUGCUCCCGUGGAGCAGUGCUCACCAUGGCACGGCACGGUGCAGAGCCCGCACGUCAUGAGGAGAGUGCCGAAACUCUGGUCCACCUCUACAGACUCGCAAGCCAACGGCAGUCCCCCACCAUCCCCUGCCUCGGUUGCCAGUCCCCAGCAGCAAACCUCCAAACCGAGUCUCCUGGCUCAGUUCCUCCAGAACAGGAAAGAACAGGUUAAACAUUUCUUGGCAAAGCGGGUGCUGAUAAUGUAUUUGUUUAACAAGCUUCCAGAGGCCUCCAGUCAGGCUCUCUUCGCGGACAGCCAGGCUCACAUCUGGGCUCUAGAAGGAAUAUCUUACCUCAUUCAAGCCUCCUUCUCAGAAGACCAGUUUGGGGUUGUGCAGACCGCAUUACCCAGCAUUCUUAGUUGCAUGCUGGUCCUACAAGAGGCUGUAGAUCGCCACUUCAAGCUGCCUCAUGCCUCCAGUAAGCCCCUGAGGUCGGCCAGCAGCAUGGGAGACCCCACUUACAAAACACUGCGCUUCGCCCUCAGGGCCACACUCAAGACGGCCAUAUACAGAAUAACAACCACUUUUGGUGAUCACUUAAAUGCCGUUCAGAUGUCUGCAGAGCACCGGAAGAGACUGCAGCAAUUUGUGGAGUACAAGGACUAACACACACGUGACACUUGGCUGCUGUGCCUCUGGAUUCUUAUCAGCGCGACGUGAAAGUCCAUGAUCGUGCCUCCUUUUAAUAUUUAUGUCCGCACUAUGUCGUGAAGGAUUGUGUUCGAUUUGCUAGAUCACGUCUCCGAGGUGGGAGCAGGACUCCAGCAGAGUGUAAGAGACUCACCUCCUGAGUUCAGGAUCGUUGAAACCAGCUGACUGCAUUUAUAUGCAACUCAUCCCCAAAGAUGAUUGUUUCACAAAAUAUUAUCAACAAUAUUUGUUUCUUUUUUUUCUUCUCUCUAGUUGAAUGCGAUGAGUUGUUAAGAGCUUUUAGUUCUGCAUUACGGUUUCCUACUUCAUCUGCUGUCCUCUUGGAUUAUAUCAUUGUGAUUCCAAAAACAAUUUAUACGAGAUGAGUGUAAGAAAUGGCUCAAAUUGUUGAGCACGAAACGUCUUCAGGUCACAGGCAUCUGAAAUGUGUUUUCUUCGAUCUGGUUUUGUUCUAAACACCAUCAUGGAGAACUGGUAUACAACAGUGCGCCUCAGUCCAGGUUAUGUUACUAGAGAAGACACCGACAUUUGAUUUACAAAUCACAUCUUGUUCUUACAUGGUAAGUUUUUCUUUUGGCAGUUUUAUUCAUGAGAAAUAAAGCUGUUAUCUUCGGCAGACUGAGGUGGGUGUUUGUUGUGACUGGCUGCAGUUAUUGGUAAAAUGUUUUGUCACUGCCAAUAUGAGUUUUAGUUUUUGCCCAGAGACUUGAAUAAAAAGUUGAUAUAAAGAUCA
Scophthalmus maximus (turbot) is the source of this 2910-nucleotide messenger RNA. It is a transcript of the gene ndc1, whose product is annotated as NDC1 transmembrane nucleoporin. Gene Ontology annotation, biological process: nuclear pore organization. NCBI's taxonomy places the organism in Eukaryota, Metazoa, Chordata, Actinopteri, Pleuronectiformes, Scophthalmidae. The transcript has 18 exons. The record is from RefSeq and is a predicted model, not a curated record. Gene Ontology annotation, molecular function: protein-macromolecule adaptor activity. Bases 123 to 2132 code for a protein of 669 amino acids. Gene Ontology annotation, cellular component: nuclear pore transmembrane ring.